This is a messenger RNA of Podarcis raffonei (Aeolian wall lizard), 6673 nucleotides long. RefSeq names its product solute carrier family 35 member D2 (gene SLC35D2). The coding region runs from base 130 to 1137 and encodes 335 amino acids. NCBI's taxonomy places the organism in Eukaryota, Metazoa, Chordata, Lepidosauria, Squamata, Lacertidae. The record is from RefSeq and is a predicted model, not a curated record. The transcript has 12 exons. Gene Ontology annotation, cellular component: Golgi apparatus. Gene Ontology annotation, molecular function: antiporter activity; GDP-fucose transmembrane transporter activity.
AGUGGGUGGGGACGGGCAGGCUGGCUGGCUGGCUGUCGGGCUGCGAUCUCCUUCCUGUUUGGCUCGGCUUCCUCCUGCGGCGGCGGGGAUGCCGCGCGGAAUGGCCAGGCGCCCGGGUCUCGCCAAGAGAUGAAAGGCAGCCAAGAGGAGAAGCCGGAGCCGGCCGCUUCUGCCGCCGCCGCCCCUUCCCCUCUGCUCCGGCUGCUUUCCGCCCUCUUCUACGGGAUCUGCUCCUUCUGCAUCGUCCUGGUCAACAAGGCGGUGCUGACGGCUUACAGAUUCCCAUCUCCAGUGUUCCUUGGAGUAGGACAGAUGGUAACCACUAUUCUGAUCUUAUAUGUGUCAAAACUGAAUAGAAUCAUUCACUUCCCCGAUUUUGAUAAGAGUAUUUCUAGGAAGCUGUUUCCACUUCCUCUGAUUUACGUCGGGAGUCACAUAAGUGGAUUAUCAAGUACAAGCAAGUUAAGUUUGCCAAUGUUUACAGUCCUUAGGAAGUUUACCAUUCCUCUUACAUUACUGCUGGAAGUGAUUGUUCUUGGGAAGCGCUAUUCACUGAGCAUCGUAAUUAGUGUCUUCGCAAUCAUCCUUGGAGCUUUCAUAGCAGCAGGAUCAGAUCUAGCUUUCAGCAUGGAAGGCUAUGCCUCUGUGUUGCUGAACGAUGUCUUCACAGCAGCAAACGGUGUUUACACAAAACAAAAAAUUGACCCCAAGGAGCUGGGAAAAUAUGGAGUCAUUUUUUAUAAUGCCUGUUUUAUGGUAAUUCCUACAGUUCUCAUAAGCUUCUUCAGUGGAGACUUCCAACAGGCCACCAACUUCAAGGAGUGGACAAAUGUUUUAUUUAUCUUUCAAUUUCUUCUUUCCUGUGUACUGGGGUUCCUUCUGAUGUAUUCUACAGUCCUCUGCAGCCAUUAUAAUUCUGCCCUCACAACCACAGUGGUUGGUGCUAUAAAGAAUGUGUCCAUCGCUUACAUUGGAAUGCUAAUUGGUGGAGACUAUAUCUUUUCCGUGCUGAACUUCAUAGGGCUCAAUAUCUGCAUGGCAGGAGGACUGAGAUACUCGUUUCUAACCAUACGGGGAAACGACAGUCCUAAGAUCUCCACAGAUGAAGAAAAAGCAUUGCCAGAUGCCAAGAGCUAGCAGAAACAAAAGGAAAGAGAAGCUGGGAGGAUGCAGGAUCCUGUGGAAGUUCAACGCAGAAGUGGCUGAGGAGUGGACGUUCUACCUCAUCUCGCGUUGCGGUCCAGGGCAUCCUUGUGAAACAAGGCAUGAUCUUGGAAAACAGUCAGCCGCAGGCAUGUUUGAUCAUUAUUUAUGUAGCAAGACUAAUUACAAUAGAUGGAUGGGUGGCAGGGUUUGGGAAUUUGCUCCUUCCACUGGAAAUCUUUGCACUGGGUCAAAUCCAGGGGUUUAUUCUGUCGAGGGUGUUGAAUCGCCUUUUCUCCCAGACUGCCUGUAGCUGUGGAUAGACUCCUUGCUUAAAUUUUUGAAAAGAAUUGACCAGAAGAUACAGACUGCAAAAUGUUGUUGUGCUAACAGCCACACAUGUGUGGACUUCGGUUAGGAACUCGACGGCACACAUCUGUCAUGCCCAUAUCUUAGCUGCCUCAGUUCAGAGCUUUAGAGAUCUGGGCUGCAUUGUACUGGUUGAAGGAUAGACUUAGACAUGGGUAGGCAAACUAAGGCCAGGGGCCAGAUCCAGCCUAAUCGCCUUCUAAAUCCAGCCCACGUACAGUCUGGGAAUCAGUGUGUUUUUACAUGAGUAGAAUGUGUCCUUUUAUUUAAAAUGCAUCUCUGGGUUAUUUGUGGGGCAUAGGAAUUUGUUCAUUAUUUUUUUCAAAACAUAGGCCCCCCACAAGGUCUGAGGGACAGUGGACCGGCCCCCUGUUGAAAAAGUUUGCUGACCCCUGGACUUAGAUAUUCCCUUGGUUCCCCCCAGCUCUAGGAUGCUGGAGACGAAAGGGCAAGAAAUAUGUCAUUUGCAAAGGCAACUCCAGUGCUAUCCAGAAACUAGCCAUUCGAUUGCAGAGAUUAAUGUGAUCUUGUGAAUGUGCCCCACCCGUUUUGUGGGAGCAUAGGUCUCCAGUAUGAUCUGCAACCUCCAGAUACAUUGGGCGGUCUGGGGAUUGAUUGCACUGAAUGAUCUUACUGGAUGCCAAAUAUGCCAUGCAGGACAUGGGCACAUCCGAUACCAAAUACAUUCUGUGCCUUAAGGAUGAACAGCAGGUUGGUGUUCACUGGCAUGGGCCCUAACUUCUCUGAAUGCAGUUCUGCUCAUGGAAUUGGGGUUUUCCCUCUCCCGCUUCCAGCUGAGCCUCUGGCAGCCCAUGAAGCUCAAGGAACCCUCUAGAAUGGCACAACACAAGCUUUGGGUCCAAGCCAGAGUGUUUUUAUUAAGGGCUUUCCUUCUUACUGUGCUGGUUCUGUUUGUUUAAUUCUCCCAGUGGGACAAUUGUCUUCAGCCAGAUCCAAACCUGACUCCAUCAUCUCUUGCUAUGCUGCCCUGGUCGGGCUGUUCCAGGUUAAUUGGGCUAAUUGGGUUAAUUGGGAGAAAGCCAAUGGAGGUUGAAGUAUUAGGCAAGCUGCAGUGCAGGGCAAAGUUCCUUAAAAUUCAUUUCUCAGACACUUUUCACCUUUAGAACAGGAACAUUUUAGAUGGGAGACAGAGGUACAAAACGUUCAUAGCUAGUGGCAUAAAAUAAUAACACAGGUACAGAGGUUGGCUGCUUGCCGUUUGCAGAACCUGAAUUGGCUGCUUAAUACCUCAGUUCAAAUCACUUGGCUUUUGCUUAAAUCUCCCUGGCAGGAGCUGGGACCCUCAGGCCAAGUAGAGUCAAAUGUGGCCCCUCCAGGUCUCUGUCUGACCCUCAGGAUUCUGCCCAGAACACCACCAGCAAAUGACACAAGUAGGGAGGAGAUUCUAAUAUUCCUUUACCAUUUAGAGAAAUUUGGGAGAAAUGUUCUUACUAUUUCAUUCAGCUACCUUUCCCCACCCAUAAAACCCCUAAACUGGGAGCUUUGAAUAGGUUGUAGUUUAAGGAAGCAAGAGGUACUAGAAUGGUUUUCAUUAAUAUAUCUGAGACAAUCAGGUUUUGGGUAUCUUUUGCUAGCCAGUCUGCAUGGUGCAAAUGCAUUGAAAGGAGAUGCUGUAAGUACUUCUGAUUAAGUACAUGAAUAUUGUGGCACAUAUGUUCUAGAGCUGGCAUGGGUAAACUUGGCCCUCCAGAUGUUUUGGGACUACAGCUCCUAUCAUCCCUAGCUAACAGGACCAGUGGUCAAGGAUGAUGGGAGUUGUACUCCCCAAACAUCUGGAGGGCUGAGUUUGCCUAUGCCUGUUCUAGAAAAAUGGAAAUAUCCAGAAAUUCAGGGAGAGGAACAUGGCGGAUUGAAUGUAUUUUGUUGGCAGGUUGCCAAAGGAGAUAAUUAUGUGGUGAUUGAUGAUAGUCAGACAUAAAUCUUGAAAUGGAACUAUCCCUAAAUAUGAAAGCACGCAACUAUCUUGUAAUAGGAUACCUUCCUGUAAGUCAUGAAAAUAGUAUCUGUUCUGUUUAUAACUUGUUCAUAUCUGUAAUUAAACUGUCAAUUCCCUCUAUGGCUUUUCUAUAAUAAUAAUAAUAAUAAUAAUAAUAAUAAUAAUAAUAAUAAUGAAAAGGAAUAAUAUUUACGUUAUGCUAUAUAUGAAUAUGAAAAGAAAAAUCUAAGAAGAAAUUUUUAAAAUUCAAUUUACUGUAUCAAUUAUAUAUCAUUCAUGUAACCAAUUCCACAUUUCACACAUUUUACAAUACAUAAAAUGGGAUCUGUGGCUUUGUGGCAGAGUAUGUGGUCUGUAUGAAGGAUGUUUCACUCAGCUAAAAAAGAAAAAAAAUGAAUGUAAGAGGGCUGGGAGGCCCUGAAGAAACUGCUGCUGGUCAAAAUAGUCAAUACUGAACUAUCAUAGAAUCAUAGAGUUUGAAGGGAUCCUUCAAUGCAGGUUUAUAAACUAAGCACCCAUGACAGCUAGCCAUCCAAUCUCGGCUUUAAAACCUUCAAGGAAGGAGAGUCCACCACUUCUCAAUGAAGUUUGUUCCACUGUCAAACAGCUCUUACUGCCAGAAAGUUCUUCCUGAUAUUUAGUUGGAAUCUCCUUCCUUGUAACUUGAAGGCAUUGGUUUGGGUCCUAGCCUCUGGAGCAAGAGAAAGCAAGCUUGCCCCAUCUUCCAUGUGAGAGCCCUUUAGAUACUUGAAGAUGGCUACCAUAUCUCCUCUCAGUCUCCUCUUUUCCAGGCUAAACAUGCCCAACUCUCUCAACUGUUUCUUGCAUACAAAAUAUCCUGUCUCAUGAAAAGUGGUUGGAGUCUAUGCCCUUUGGCUCCAGUCAGUUCUAUGAUGCUACUGUCAAAUAAAGGGGGGGAAAUGUCCUUUGCUGGUUGCAUAACCUACAAUGGCGCCAUGAGCAUCCGUUUCAGGUUUGGGGGCAUGUAUGGUUCCAUCGUCGCUACCUGGUGUAGUGAACUGUGUGAGGCUUGCACACUCUGAACGAGCAGAUCUGGUGCCCCAAAACUGCUGUGCCUGAAGGACAGGCUUAAGUGUUCAAUAUGUUUGCAUUGAGGAUUUCUCUCUUAUUGCCCCAACACUCCUUGUGUGAUUCUCCCAGUGGAGAUAUGAGUGAUAUGGGAUCCCUUCCCUACUUCCCUCCUGUCUGCUACUCUUGGACCCACUGAAGAGCCUCUCUGGUUAGGGCACUGUGGCGAUCACACACAGGGCCCCCGGACAUUUGACGGUCUAUUGACCCUGUGCCGCCACUGCGAUUGCUUUUUCCGCUGCCACCAACCCGUAUCUCACGGGGACACACGGAGUCCAGUCAGUUGUUAACAUAAACAAAUGAUCAAGUUUAUUUUUAAAUGCAGGAACAAGCUUAUGGUUUCAGUUAAUUUUUCUCUUGUCAGUUUCUUAUUCUUAGUUCCUACAACUCCAAACUGAUUAUUCCCAACUAUCUAUCUGACUCCACCUAACAAUUCCUCUCACUCUCUCACAAUACAACUUUACCAACCCACACCUAAACCUCCCUCUUCCUUUUUCAACUCCCAAACCUCAACUCAACUGAACUCAACUUUCAACUGACUUUCAAAACCUCCCACUCUUUUAUUCCCCCCUUGCAUUCUCACUGGCCAAUCACAUCACACCUAUUUUAACCCUUUCCUUAUGACCCAUCCUAGGAGGCAAACACCACAGGGACCAUAUGAAAUGUCAUAGAAUUUGGUGCCAACUUCAGUGGGAGUUGGAAAAUAGACAACAUCAGGGAGCCCCUUUAUUCAUUUCCUCUUAGGCGAUGGCAUCUUUUGACCCAAGCCAGUAUAAUUGAGUACGAGAGUUCAUUUUUAUUAGUCAUUUAAUUCUCCCCAUGAAACUAUUUUCUUCAGCGAUAUCCAAACCUAUUUCCAUAAUCAUUUGCUGUACAGUCACAGAUAGGUAGUUUUCCCUUUUGCUGCUGGAUCUCUUGAGAAAAAGCAAAGGACAGCCAAAGAGCAUAAACAUGUAGGCAGAGCAUUCACAACCUUGCAAUGGAAGGGGCAGAGCUGGCCUGUAGCUUCUCCAGGCUUAAAUGGCUGUUGGUUUGGUCACUUCUGGGUUUGAUUCACCCAUGCUAGAUGAGGAGCAUCUGGGCAUGUAGGAGACCAUCAAUCUUCCAUCACAGAUCAGAGCUGGUUUCUGGAACUCUGUGCAGGGCAGGAGAUAUCAAGAAUAGGAAACAAACACCCAGACCACGUUUCUUCCGUGGUUCAGAAAAAUCCACUUGGGCAAAGCUACAGCUUCACUUUGACCCAGCUUGUGCUUUAGAUUUUUCUAUCCAGGCCAGGUUCUAAAACAGGCAUAGGCAAACUCAGUCCUCCAGAUGUUUUGAGACUACAACUCCCAUCAUCCCUAGCUAACAGGACCAGUGGUCAGGGAUGAUGGGAAUUGUAGUCUCAAAACAUCUGGAGGCCUGAGUUUGCCUAUGCUUGUUCUAAAACAUCAGUGUGGAGACCUGUUUGUUUUCUCCCAGCCUCAUUAUGUGAUCCUUAAAGUUAGGGCUGAGGCGCCUGUGGCCUUCUGUAUAUAUUAAUUCCCAUCAGCUUUAGGGAACAUGUCCAAUGGCCAGGGGUGAUGACAGGUCUAGCCCAACAACUUUUGAAGACCACAGCUGCUCCCUCCCUGCCCAAUGAGUCAAAACUUGUUAAAAGCUGAGUACACUUCCACGACCGUGCAUGUUCAACAGAGAUGCCAUAUUCAGAAUGAUCUGAUGAAAAGAGCCCCAGUAUUAACUGGGGAGCAAUCUUACAUUAGCCAGGACAAGUAUAGUGUGAAAGAUCCUGGACACUAUUGUUAUUUUGGGUUCUUUCCCUUUAAAUUUUUGCAAAAUAAUUACAAAUAAAUCCAUAGAUAGAACGAUUAUAUACACAUAUAAAUUUAUGGAAGCAACCAAAUAUUUCAUCUUAGUUUGUAGAGAAUAUGGUGCAUUGGUGCAGAAAACCUCAAGAAAAGGGUUGUUACAUUGAUAUUUCUAUUAUUUAAAAUUUAUAGACCACUCUUAUAAGAACGAAGUUGCCUAUAUUUUACCACAUUGUACUAUGACCUUUUAUAUGUCUCAAAAUAAAAAAAUGGGAAUUCUUUCAUCUUGUACUUAAUUAAAAAUAAAUAAAAUCCUUUUUGCAAUGAA